AUAUUUUCAUAUACGUGGGUGAUGAUGUGCAGGACCUGAUAUAAGUCGGAACAUAGGAUUUCAUCCUGCAGUAAGCAAAGUGACCAUGUUGGGUAUUUGCUAAUCCUUCAGUGCCCCCUGAUGGUGAUAUCAGGAAUCAAUACCAUUAAUCAAUGUUGUUCUCCAAGGUGUGUUUAGACUUGCAGCACUUCCCAUGCUCUGGGAUACACAAUGUAACAUACAGAAGCUGGGUCUCCAUGGAUUAAGAAGGAGUAGUUAUUAUUCUCAAUUAUCAAACUUCUAUAACCGGUGACAGAAUCAAUGCACGACUGGUUGACGAGGUCCUCACAACCAUCAUCAAAGUGGGGACUUUGCGUUAGCGAGACGAGAGACAGGAGGGGACAUCAUCACCAACUAAUGGUCCUCCAGGGAGAGCCUACUCGUUUUGUGAAUUCUAAGUGAAGAGAAGAUCCAAGCUGACAAGGUGGCUAUGUAUUGUUCAGUGUGACUAAUCACUCCCCCAGGAGGCUGGUAAUCAGGAGAGACUACCUCCAGUCCACACGUGUCUCUCAGUUUAACAUGUGAUGAUAGGAACAGAGACUGUGGAAGGAAGGUCAUCCUCAAAGUGUGCAGUCAUGGAGAGUGACUUGUAGUCAUCUGGGUGUGUUGACAGUGUGUUGUGUGUCAUGGAGAGUGACUUGUAGUCAUCUGGGUGUGUUGACAGUGUGUUGUCAACAGAAUUGUGUCACAGAAGGAACUGCACAUAUUGUCAACUACAUUGAGGAUAGAGGAGUUACCUUCUUAUUGUCAACAGGAUUGUGUCAGAUACGUCAUCUGCACAUGUAUUGUCAACAAUAUAAGUGAUAGAGGAGUUACCUGCUUAUUGUCAACAAGAGUGUGUCAAAUACGUCAUCUGCACAUGUACUGUUAACAAUAUUAGUGAUAGAGGAGUUGCCUGCUUAUUGUCAACAGGAUCGAUUAUGUCAGAUGAGUAGUGUCUGCAUGAGGGUAGAGCUGCUUCUUAUCAUCAGAUGACAAGGUACCUGACAUACGGCCUGGCUACAUAGCCUGCUGGAGAUGACCCUCUACACUGUACAGGGGACAACUCUGUUGUAGUCAACAACUCUGUCUGAAGUCAACAAGUCAUCAUAUCCCCGCCCACAAGACUGGUAGUGAAGAAGUACUGAGUCAGGUGCAGAUGCACAGUCCUAUUGUAUCCCCAGCCCACAAGCCUGGUAGUCAACAAGGCCUGUGUUUGAAUCUUAAAGGUACAGGUCAUAUUGUGUCGCAGCCAGCAGUCCAGUGAUCGAGGUGCAGAGGUACCUGACACAUGCUGUAUCCCUAGCCAACAACAAUGGUGUCAGGGGAGGGGUCUGCCAUAUGGUGAGUUGGCAACAAUACUGGUGUCGGAAGUGUACAGAUUAUUUGGUGUCUGAUAUGUACAGCUGAUAUUGAUUGAAGAUAAGUAAAGCAGAUAUAGGAGUAAAAAAUCCAUAGGUAAAACUAGUGCGACAUGUGUACAGACUGUGGGAUGUCAGCUAGUGUUUGUGUUUUUAGUGUGGUGAACCCUGGCUACAACAACAGUGGAAUACAUGCAGUCAGAGAAUCACCAUCCCUGGUGGCAGUGUAAUACAUUUCGGUGAACCACAUGUGCCACAAGGACUGAAGCUACUAUUGUUAUCAAAAUAUCAAAGCUACUAUUUAUAUCAGAGGAUUAAAGGUACUAUUUGUUUCAGGAGAUUGAAACUACUAUUGGUGUCUGAGGAUUGAAGCUAUCAUUUGUUUCAGGAGAUCGAAGCUACUAUUGGUGUUGGAAGAUUGAAACCACUACUUGUUCAGGAGAUUGAAGCUACUAUUGGUGUCUGAGGAUUGAAACCACUACUUGUUCAGGAGAUUGAAGCUACUAUUAGUGUCUGAGGAUUGAAACCACUAUUUGUUCAGGAGAUUGAAGCUACUAUUGGUUUCUUUGAGCUACCUGUGAUUAUUGUCAGAUAUUGUGGAACUAAUAUUGCAUUCUACUUAGUGAAACUACUGGAAUACCAACAGUCAAACAACAUACUAUUCAGAGUCAGAUGUGAACAUGUCAGAUUGCCUGAAGCGCAACAAAAAUGUAAACCUACAUUGUUUCAAUGUAAUCAACAGCUGAACAACCCACUCAGUGUUUGUGCCUUGCUAAAUAAAUUCUGUAUCAGCUCACAAUGAUGGAGCUCCCAGGGUUAGCAGCCACCAGUUAAUGUAAAUCUACUUGUGGUGUUUAAUCUAUCAACACAUUGGAAUAAACACAAGGCACUUUGUUCCAUAUGGAUUAAUUCUGGAUCACAGAUGUAGAAGUUGUGAUUGUAUAUCACUCUAUCAAAUAUAUCUGCACAGGGAAAGUACAAUGGCUGCAACACACCAGCGACCAAACAUCACAACUGGAGGAAAAUUCCCAAGCUGGUCCUCAACAAGAAAAGCUUAGUGAUUGUGAACAUUCUGGGAUAUCUCAUUGCCAGCUUAUUGACAGCUCGGACAGGCAAACAGGCCUCUGAGGAGGAACAAGAGGAACACAUGUAACUUUCUAUAUCAAGUUGUAAUCACAGUCUGUCCAGGUCCUGCUCACCCAGGGUCAGUCCCACCAUCCGACUACUGUAUGCUUGGAGUCACAAAAUAAUACUAUUUCUGUUGCUCCUAAAUAACUCACACUGUUAAAUUAUAUGAUAAUACAAUGCAUACUAUGCCAUACUGAUACCCUAAGGAAUACUGAAGCCAAUAUCAUUUUCAAAUAUCUGACAUGUUAUUGCCAUUUGAAGAAUACAUAUUCAUGAGUAAACUUUGAAACAAGUAUAUUUUUUUUUUGAUAUUCAAUUCCCAUGUGUUUAUAAACCAGAAUGCUAUUUGCACAAUUUACAUUUUGAUUAAGCAAUGCUGUCGUUCAAGCUGGUUUGAAGAGAAAGGUUAGUUUUUCCAUCUGUUUCGAACUGUGUUUUAAACGGACAACGCUAUCACGUCUUGUGGGACGCAUGACAGAUCACAAAGGGUAUGUUGAUUUUGUAAAGUUCAGACUUAUUUAGAGAACAAGUCAUCAGAUUGAUAACCUCCAAUGAAGUUAAGAAGCUAAGGCAGCCCACACCACAAGGAUAAAGACACAGAGUCUGAAAUUUGACAAACUGCAGCUGCAUUGCAAGCCAACAUCAUUCCUUGGGGACCAUAAAAACAGAGUGGCAUCUUGGAUUUCUGACAUGAUUUUGAAAAGUCCAGGAUUAUUCAUGGUGAAAAAUAUGGACAGUUAACACUGAAAAAUUGUUGUCAGAUGUGAAUCUCAAGAGAAUUGCAAAUUACAAUUACUGCGAUAUUGCCCAACUAGUCAUCAAACAGGAUAUGGUAGGUGAUAAAAAGCCUUGGGACAAAUCUGCAAGUAUCACACAUUUCAUAAUGCAUUACAGCCAUUUUGUCACUUUACACUUAGUGGUGUCGCAGUGUUUCCUCACAGUGCUGCAAUAGUGAUCUGUCUACCCUGCACGGCAGAGGAAGUGGCUCCAUUUAACCCAUGCCGGCCAUGCACCAGCAUGUAGGUGAACUGUGAAUGGGAGAUUGUGACAUUGGAAUCUUCUGUCCAUAGCUUGAAUUUCGUCUAUGUCUUGCACAGUCUAGAAGCUGUGUGGAGGAACUGCCCAAGAAGCACCAUUAAGACAAAUCAAUGAGAAAUCCUUCUGGAUCAUGCCUAUUGUGACCACAGUGGGGUGGACAGGAGGGUAACACUGAGAAAAAACCAUAACAAAUGACACGGGGCCAAGACAGAGAAGCUCAUUGCAAUCAGUACCUACAUUCCAUCUGAUUCCAAUAAAGCUGAGAGCAGGUAUCCGCAUUUGAAACAUGAACUUAAAGUGUCAGAUUUACAUAGAAAGUAUCAUGAUGAUUCUAUUGAGUAUUGAGAAAAUCAAUGGUGGAUCCCACAAGGUGCAGCUCAGCGCACCCCAGAAUGAGACGUUCCUCGUCUAUUUCAAUCCACCAGUGAUCAAUAAUCUGAAAGUGAAUUCACGACAGAGCGUCUAUUUCAACUGCUCUCCGCUCGAGCCUGGCUCUGGUAGCCAGGAAAAUAUCACUUCUUAUGCAUUUGUGAUAAUCUCGGACAAUGACAAUAUAGCCCGGCCAGUGGUGGACAGUCUGUAUGACAAGUCGGUGGAUAUGGAGCAGGAGGAAAGAUACGCUGUCAUGUCCGUGGAAGCUGACCGAGAACAUAACUUCACCAUAGAGGCUAUGCAUGUUGGGCGUGUGACGAUGUCUGUCGCGAUGCUCAACACGUAUCACAACAGCAUGGAUGUACCAGAGGCCCACUAUGUCCAAGCCAUCAGUGUCUCCGUCAAACGUGAACAACGUCUUGCCGAUAUUGUGUUUAAUAGCUCGGCUGCUGCUGUGGCCAUCCUUAUAAGUUUUGGCAUAGGCUGUGUGACUGAUACAGAGAGCCUGAAGAGACAGCUGAAAUACCCUGUGUCCCUCGUCAUAGGCUUCUGUUGCCAGUUCAUCCUCAUGCCUGUUGUGGCGUUUGGGUUAGCGAUGUUGCUACCCGUCAAUAAAGAUAUACGUUUUGGAUUACUAUGUGUGGCAUGUGUGCCAGGAGGCGGCCUUGGGCACGUGGCUGUCAUGAUUGGCGACGCUGACGCUCCUCUCAGCCUCACCAUGAACAUGAUCAGUGUUGUGGCUAUGUUAGGUACGGCCCCAUUAUGGGUUUUCGUUCUCGGACAAUACUUUCAACAAGGAGUAGACGAGAAGACCACAAGGAAUAUUCCAAUUUACGAUUUCGAAAUUUGGUUGGCUUCAACAUUUUUUGCUUACACAUUCGGACUGGUGAUAAACAGGUUCCGGCCUGUGAUAGCAGACGCCAUCUUAACCUGGUUGAUUAAGCCACUGUUACUUCUUGCUACCAUUCUCUAUAUCACAUUAGGCGUUUACAUAAAUAUGUAUGUGUUUGAAUACAUCGAUAAUUACGCAGUUCUGGGAGCAAUUCUGCUUCCUGUGUGUGGAUGUGCAACUGGAUUUGUGUUCUCUGUGGCAUGUCGGCAAAAGGUCCGCUUCAUCAAAACAAUAGCACUGGAGACAUCAAGCAUGAACUGCCUGAUUGUUUUAGCUGCUCUACGUUUUUCUCUUCCUCAACCAGAUGCUGAUAUGGCCUCUAUGAUUCCAAUAUGGGUUAUGUUCACUAUGCCAGGACUUUACGUCUGCUUGGCCAUCCUGCAGACGGUCAAGAAGUGGGUUGAUAAUUUCUUGGAAAGUCGGAAACAGAAGAACUGUCGGAACUACAGUAUUGUUUCUGGCAUCAUAAAUCAGCCGGGAAUAGCAGCGCUGUCUGCGCCAUUGUUUGUGGCAGAGAAUUCCGAGGAUGAACACAAUACCCCCAAUGAAAAAGUGACAGUGUUAUAGCAUUUCUACGGCUUAGGACUUUCCAAUUAUCUUUAGUACAUUAACAACCAUUCUCAGGCCGACAUCUCAGUGGUAAAGCAUAAGCAAUGUUUCUUGGUUUAUAUGUGUAUGAAUGUUGAUUUUUAUUGCAAUUGUUGAUACAUGCUUAGGACGUUUUUUCCAGCCAACAAAUCUCUAUGGUGCUGGUCACCACAUGCAAAUGUUUCCAUCUAGACGCACAUGUAAAAAAAAACAUAUUCACGACGCACUCACAACGCUUGUCACAUGACCUCAGUGUGCAAGAAGACAACAGUGCAAUCCUUUCACACUUUGUCCGUUUUAUUGAUUUCAAAUUUUAUUUUUUAUCAUGUAGUCCCUCCAGACAUGGGUGGAUGCCCCAUAUGUCCUUCAGUGAUUUGUGCAUAGCAACAGUCCAUCUGCCCGUAACUCUUAUCCUGUUGAACAAACAUACCCAAGGUUACAUCUUGGAGAAUCCUGCAGUGUCGGUAGGGUAGCCUGGUGAUUAAAGCGUUUGCUCGUCACACCAAAGACCCAGGUUUGAUUCCCCACAUGGGCAUAAUGUGUAAACCCAUUUCUGGUGUCCCCUUGCUGGAAUAUUGCUAAAAGCAGUGUAAAACCACACUCACUCACUCUGAUUCUGCAAUGAACUGAUAAUCCUCAUUUGUUUCUUUGCCUAGUUAAAAUUUAGUCUUGCAGGAAUUUUCUAACUGAAUAAAAUAUAUAAAGGCAAUCAUGGAUUUGAUGGCUGUAACAGUGUAACUGUCGAUAUUUUAUCCGAACCUAAACGUGAAUUGUAUUAUCUCUUUCUAAAGCCCUAUUUUACACCAAUUCAACACUGUUCAACACUUAUGCCAGAUCAAAUUCAUUCUGGCCUAAUAGGAUAAGAGUUACGAGCAAAAACAGACCGUCUAAAGAUUUUUUCCAUGUUUACUUGUACAUAUGAUACUGCCUAGCUUAGAUUGAGUAGCUGUGAUGCAACAUAUUGGCCACUCUGAUUAUCCAGAUAUUGCAUCUCCAUCUUCUAUUAUGAUACACAUGCAGGACCAAUUCACCACCACAGCAUCAUUUUGAGCGAGGGUUGAAUGAUGCAAAGCUAAAAAUAACCGUCCAAUCAAAUUGCAACAAGCAGUUAUAGCACUAUUACUUGACUCACCUUAUUUCUCAUCUACAGCUCGGAAUGUUGCCAUGAGAUGUUUCCUCACAUCAUAAAUACUCAGAUAAACAUCUUUUCAAGCUAAAAUUUCAUUACUCAGAGUCUUCAGAUGCAAUAGAAAAUAUUGGGGGCUUGUCGUAUUAGGCCGCACUUUUAAUAGCAGAAAUUGCAUUCAGAACAAACAUUUUGAUUGGCUGUUGAUUUCAAGGUCAUGAGCAAGUGCAAUUCUUUGCUAACUUAUACGUGAUAAGAGAGAAGUGUAUGGUGGUCACUUCCCGAACGAAACAGUACUGGUAAAUCAGUCCAGUAUAUUUAUUGUAAUAGAAUGGUGAUAUAAUAUACUGGUUUGGAGUUGGCAAACUGAUGCAAUAUAUAUCAAUCACAGACAGAUUCAAUGAAGUAGUGACACUUAGCUGUAUGGUAUUGGUGCAUGUGUGACUGUAAUACCAACAUCCCACCAAUCAAUGACUUGUAUUUCUUGGGUGAUUCUGAUUGGUUAACUGCCAAAACUCUAGCACAUGAUUGGUGGAUACUUUGAAGUAGUGACACUUAGCUGUAUGGUAUUUGUGCAUGUGUGACUGUUACCAGCAUCCCACCAAUCAAUGGCUAGUCCAAGGCCAAUUCUGAUUGGUUAACCUCCUCAUCUGUAGCAUAUGAUUGGUGGAGGCUGCAGUGAGAUCAAAAGCACCAUUUGGUGUCAUAAGUCAAGCAAGUUGUAGAUUGUGCAGACACAACACUAUUCAAUUUAUAGCAAGUAACAUUAGCAGAGAUGCCAACCCCCAAAUUUGUAAAUUCCAAAACAAAUUAUUUAUCACCAUUAGCAUGGUUGAUUGACUGUUUUGUUAAAAAAAGAAAGAAAGAUCUUUGGCAUUUCUUCUAAAUAUGUAAACCUUCCAAUCACAAGCUAAACAAGUGAUUAUUUAUUAAUUGAUUAUAAUUCACUUGAUUAUAUCAGCGGAAUUUGGCUCAAGUUGUUCAAAAUUGCACACCAAAAUUGCACAGGCUGGCAUCUCAAAAUUACGAGCAUGAACCUAAUGGAGCAAGUUGUAUAUGCAGAUAUCAAAACUGGAGACAUUUUCUUAU
Haliotis rufescens (red abalone) is the source of this 7612-nucleotide messenger RNA. RefSeq names its product sodium/bile acid cotransporter 5-like. Gene Ontology annotation, cellular component: membrane. The transcript is spliced from 4 exons. NCBI's taxonomy places the organism in Eukaryota, Metazoa, Mollusca, Gastropoda, Lepetellida, Haliotidae. Bases 3832 to 5376 code for a protein of 514 amino acids. The record is from RefSeq and is a predicted model, not a curated record.